This is a messenger RNA of Coccomyxa subellipsoidea C-169, 894 nucleotides long. RefSeq names its product TraB-domain-containing protein. The record is from RefSeq and is a predicted model, not a curated record. The transcript is spliced from 6 exons. NCBI's taxonomy places the organism in Eukaryota, Viridiplantae, Chlorophyta, Trebouxiophyceae, Coccomyxaceae. The coding region runs from base 1 to 894 and encodes 297 amino acids.
AUGGGGACACAAAACGACCCGAGUGAAGAGUCUGCGGAUGUAGAUGUCUUUGGUGAACCUCAGGAUAUUGUCCAACGGCCCAGUGAGCUGGAUCCGAUGGACAGCCUGCCCAGCUGCUGCACCGUGCUGACCUGCAGUGAUCCUCAGGACUUUGGAAGGGAGCAGACAUUUUACCUAGUCGGCACAGCGCAUGUGGUGUUUCUGGAGUUGUGUGUAGAGCGCAGAAGCACGCUCACCAUGACCAAGGAAGAGGUGCUAGCGCCGGGGGAGCUCUUCAAGCUUUGGCGGGCUGGCAAGGUUCCCCUGCUCUUUGUGGCUUACUCCUGGAUGCUCAGCCAAGUGGCGGAUGCGCUUGGAGUACUGCCUGGAGAGGAAUUCCGGGCCGCCCUCCUCGAAGCACAGCAGGUUGGGGCCAAGGUGGUGCUGGGUGACCGACCAGUGCGUGUCACUUUGGCGAGAACAUGGAGUGCCUUGUCACGAUGGAGCAAGGUCAGGUUCAUCUGGGGCCUGCUCACGACGGGCUUCUGUGUCUCAGACGACCUCAAAGCGGAGGUGGAAAAGAUGAAGGAGGCGGAUGUGCUCACUCAAGCCAUGAAGGAUCUGGCUGAGGAGUUUCCAGAGCUCAUGCGGCCCUUGAUUCAAGAGCGGGACGAGUACAUGGUGUUCCUUUUACGAGCACUGGCCUCCAGGGCAUCGAAGGUGGUGGCGGUGGUUGGCGCGGGGCAUUUGCCUGGGAUGCGGGAGAGAUGGAAUGCAGAGAUAGACUUUGAGGAGAUCAGUCGCAUGCCCGCAGCGCCACAGAAGAGCAGCAACUGGCCUUGGAGACGGAUGGCCCUCCUGGGCAUCUCUGGAGUCGCAGUGACCGCGGUUGUCACUUUGCGAAGGCGUAGAUAG